Molecule: messenger RNA, 5467 nt
Organism: Xiphophorus maculatus (southern platyfish)
Lineage: Eukaryota; Metazoa; Chordata; Actinopteri; Cyprinodontiformes; Poeciliidae
Product: protein ABHD17A-like
Exons: 6
Coding region: 289-1377 (362 amino acids)
Biological process (GO): protein depalmitoylation
Cellular component (GO): plasma membrane; endosome membrane
Molecular function (GO): palmitoyl-(protein) hydrolase activity
Source: RefSeq, a predicted model, not a curated record
AGUAAAAAAAAAAAAAAAAAAAAAAAUCUGGUAGCCAUGAAUUUCAGCUAGCUUGCCACCGACAACUGGUUGGUACACUUGAGUAAGUCCAUCCAUGUCAAGACACAAGAAGGAUUUUCGUAGUCCUACGCUGCUUCUGAGUACAUAUAGGGCCUCUCCAUCCCGCCUAUCGUCCUGCUGUGAAUCGGAUCUGGCUGGCUCACCGAAGAGACUGCAAGACGUUGGUGCAGAGCUUUUCCAGUUAACUUCAACAAAAGAGGAUUUCUAAAUACAGAUUUGUGCCAGAAGAUGAACGGCCUGUCCAUACGAGAGCUAUGCUGCCUCUUUUGCUGCCCCCCCUGUCCCAGCCGCAUUGCAGCCAAACUGGCCUUUCUCCCUCCAGAGCCCACUUAUGCUUUGCUCCCCGACCCAGAUCCUGGAUCUGGAGCAACAACCGUGUCUGCAGCCAACUCUGGAGCUGCUCCCCCGUCACUCGGAGCGCCGGGACUGCGUUCGCGGCUGGGUAAUGCCAGUGGAUCAGACAGAGGAGGCGGUGGAGGAGGUGGCGGUGGUAGUGGCGGUGGAGGAGGAGGAGGAGGCGGCAGCAGUAGUGGCGGUGCUGCCACCACCAGCAGCAGUAUCAGUGGGCCCGAAGGCAGGUGGAAGUUGCACCUCACAGAAAGAGCCGAGUUCCAGUAUUCACAGAGAGAACUGGAUGUGACCGACGUGUUCCUGACCAGAUCUAGCCGAGGGAAUAGGGUUGGAUGCAUGUACAUACGCUGUGCUCCCAAUGCCAGGUUCACAGUGUUGUUCUCACAUGGCAACGCCGUAGACCUGGGUCAGAUGAGCAGCUUCUACAUUGGCUUAGGCACCCGCAUCAACUGCAACAUCUUCUCCUACGACUACUCAGGCUAUGGUGUUAGUACCGGCAAACCAUCUGAGAAGAACCUUUACGCAGACAUCGAUGCUGCGUGGCACGCCCUGCGCUCUCGGUAUGGCAUCAGCCCUGAAAAUAUCAUCCUGUAUGGACAGAGCAUUGGCACAGUGCCCACAGUAGAUUUAGCAUCAAGGUUCGAGUGCGCUGCAGUGGUCCUUCAUUCUCCUCUCACCUCUGGCAUGAGGGUGGCCUUCCCUGACACAAAGAAAACUUACUGCUUUGAUGCGUUCCCCAACAUCGAGAAGGUUUCAAAGAUCCCAUCUCCAGUGCUCAUCAUUCACGGUACAGAAGACGAGGUGAUCGACUUCUCCCACGGCCUCGCCCUGUUCGAGCGCUGUCCCAAGGCCGUCGAGCCCCUGUGGGUGGAGGGGGCCGGCCACAACGACAUCGAGCUUUACAGUCAGUACUUGGAGAGGCUACGGCGUUUCAUCAACCAGGACCUGGCUGCGCAGCACGCCUGAGAAACAAGCAGCCUCUACGUGUUUGUAUCUAUGACACUGUGUAUGUGCGUGUGGAAGCAUGUUUGCAAUGAACGCGUGAAUGAUUUUGGUCACAUCUGUGUGUCUUUAAAGCAGCACACCUACAGGUUCAACACAAACACGACCUACGUUGUGUUUCCUGUUUUUAAAGGUGACAAAAAAUUUUUAAAACGUCAUUAGCUUUAUACAUUUGUACAGUGUUGGUGAAACACUACAGAACAGACAAAGUCAUUUCAGAGCUGCAGUGUCGUAGGACGACCUGGAAUUGCAGCUUCAAAACACGUCGACUUAAUUCAAUUGAUAAGUGCAAGAUUUUUUGUCCACAAAGGCACACAGAUGUAAGUCUGAAGUGGUGUUGGUGAGUAUGGGGUGAUUGUGUGUGUGUGUUCAAACUUCUCUGGAUCUGUGUGCACACAUUGGUAUGCGUGAGUGAAUGUGUGUAGAAAUGAAGGACAUCCUGAUGACUUGGAAACCUAGAGUAGUGGAAGGCUAAUGAGGACAUCAAUAUUGAUGUUUCUUUUUGUUUCUUUUUUGUUUUUUAAUCAUGUAAUUUGUGUAUAAUGAAGAAUACCUCCACAGUUUGACUAGUUCUCUUUUCCAGUGGACAAAUACUGAUCAAGCAUGUACCCCUCCCCCUUCCAUUACUUGUUUACCUUUUUAAUGAAUAUUAAUCUGACUGCCAGGGCAUUCCCAAGUUUUUCUCCAGCUAACACUAACCUACUUAAUGUGUGGUUUGGGGUGAUCUGUCUCCAGUCCUCUUGUUGUAGCCUGAAAUCUUUUCACAGCUUGCAUGGCUGCAGAGUGUCUCAUACUUUCCCUCAUUAUUAAUUCUCAAAAGGCCAACUUCCAUGUCUUUUCCAGUCCUAAACUUUCCACUAAGUAGCAGAAACAGGUUUCAAGUUUCAGGGAAUAAAUUAGAUUUCCCAUUCAGAAAAAAAGAAAAAAAAAUUAAUUUCCUCGGUUUUUAAGUGCAAGUCUGCCCUGUCAUUUAAUCAUGUAAACCCAGAGAGGGCGCGCCGAAAGAUUUAAAGAGAUGUUUGCAGACACUCCAGGAAGUGGCUGCUUCUGAACAAGAAGCGGUAAAGAACGUAGCACCUCAUUAGACCGCAAUGAGGUGACGCAGCAGAGUGGUUGCUGUGUUUAAAAGGUGAUGGCAACUGAAUUUAUAAUGAUGUGUGAGUUAUUUAAUGUUCUUGUUUAUUGGGUGGAAUGGAACAAAAUGCAACUUUGUCACUUUUUUUCUUUAAAAAAAAAGAACUUGGGGAAUAGAUUUGCAUUUAUUUUGGAUUUUCUUUAAUCGACACAAACUUUAAAUACAUCCUUACUGAUAUUUGGAUAUAUGUCUCAUAGUAAGUCGAAGGCCAGCCACUCAGGGUUUAGACACACAGGACGACCUGGAAUUGCAGCUUCAAAACACGUCGACACGUCGUUAACAUGUUUGUGACAGAAUCCUGCCUGAAUAUCUAAACACAGAUCCAGCUUUUAAAGAUAGUCCAGUAGGUUUUCACUGAGACUUAGUUCCAACAUAUUCCAAAAGCUUGAUGUUGGUCUGCUUUAUCAACUUAAAAACCAGUUUCUAUUUAUAUUUGGGAUCAUCGUUCCUGUUGAAAACCCAGUCAUGUAUCUGUUGGUUUGUGUUGAGUAAUUUGGAGGCAGUCCUUAAUCUCUUUUUUUAUUGUUCCUGUACUGCUGCCGACAGAAUUGACCUCUCAGCAUGAUGCUGCCACCACCCUUUUUUGGUUAAAUAGUUUUGUGUUUGAAAGCCUCACCGACAUACUUGUAUCUUCUCAUUGUCUCCUCUGACCAUAAAUCGUUUCUCCAUAAAACCUUUGGCUUGACUUUGUGGCCAACUGCAGACUUCAAGUUUUGGAGCAGUUCUUUCUUGCUCUGCUGCCUCUCAGUCCUCCCUGAUAUUAAACUCGGUUCACUGGACAUUGAUACUGGUGUUUCAGCAGCUUCCACACCCCAGUGAAUUUCCUUUCAUCCACAGCUGACAGCUUGGAGCAGACAAACUAAUUAAAUUUGAAGUUUUGCAAAUAUUCAGUCAGAAUAUUUAGCCAGAACUUGCUAAGACAUUUAUCCAAAGCAUAAGGACAUAUUUGAGCAACUAAUGUUUUGUGAUUUGAAAAAGUGAAGUUGUGUUGUAUAAUCCUUCCACCCUGAGAAAAUGGUUCAGAUUCAUAAUUAAAAGUCUAAAAUAAAUCAGAAAAUCAUGCAUUGUAGUUGUCAUGUAAACGCCUGAAUGGCACUGUAAAUGUUUUCAUUUUUGGAGAGAGCCAUUUUUUUCUUUAUUUUCUUUGCUAAACUUUGCUGGAAACUGAUCAGCUGCCUCUUGAGAGGGACGCCUGUGUCUUUGUGUUUGAGAAUUGAAACAACAUAUUAAAUGUUUUAGCCUUCAGUCAGAAGCGGGGCUAAAGUUGAGACCAUUGGAGCUUGAUGCUUUGAUAAAAGUUGACUCCAACAGCUGCUGUCUGCUCCAACAAACCAACAUGAAUUGCAUCCAUUUUCAUUCCGAUGUCGUGCGUAACCUGAAUUUUGCUGGUUAGCAUUCAUCCGUUUCUAGCUGCCGCCGCAGCACAUUCGCUAGGCGAAUUUUAGCUUUGAUGUAAUUUUUCCUGAGUUGUUUGUUUUUAUAAUCAUACUUCAUGAUGUUGGGACUAAUAAUGUGAUUCAGAUCAGGUGCCAGAAUGGAAUAUAGUUUCCUGUACCUUCCUGUUUGUGUUUCCAUCUCUGGCCCUAAAUGUACAGAAGCUCUUCUUGUGGCUGGCAGCACACCACAAUGUCUGACACAAGCCAUACUUGAGCCUCGUCACUGUUGGUGUGGUGCAGGUUCCACCACACGUACGCACACACACCUUUGCACAUCGACAUGCAUACACAAACACACACACACUAUAUGUAUUUACACAUUUAUAUAUAUAUAUAUAUAUAUAUAUCUGAUCUAGCAUGAAAAAGCAGGUCUUAAGUUCAGCACUAUUGUAUAAAGCAUCCAAAGUGUAACAAGGGUAUAAAAUGUACGUCUGUGUCUUUUCAUUAUCAUUGACUGAGUUCUAAAGGAGAAAGCAUCACAGAUACAUGUUUUCCUGGGUGAAGAAGUACUAACAGGUCCCGUGUGCAGACCUGCUGUAGUACAAGGUGUUUGCUGCACAGGAGAUCCAUCAAUUUCAGUGAUUGUGGCCGCAUUGUAUCAAAGGGAACAUUUAUUAACCGGCGCUGACCUGAUUGCUCCAUUUUGGGAGUGCAAGUGGGUCUCGGGAAGCAGCAGAAGACAUUUUCUGAACCACCACUCACCUCCUGUCUGCUCGAACAGGGAUAUUUCUCUUUUCUUUUUCUUCCGUUCUCAUCCUGUGCUUUGCGUUUGUGAUAUUUGAAUAAUAGAAAUCUGUUACAUUCUCAAACUCAGACACUGAGUCAUCAGAAGAAUUUGAGAGCGAGUAAAAGAAUCUCUCCCUCUCUCUCUGGAAGUAAAAUUUGUCCUCAGUUUUCGACCGGGAUGGGGAAACCAGGGAGACCUCACUGGUUUGGAGAAUCUUGGUUGGAAACGUACCGUUUAUUGAUGCACCACUAUGGUUGAUAUAUUGUAUCCUUUGGCCUUGAAUGUUCAUUGAUUGGGGUGGGUGGGAGUGAGGGCGGGGGGAUAAGCAGUUAAAACUGUAUGCAUGUCUGUUGUGUUUUGCAGAGCAAAUGAUGGGAUGGAGCAUAAUCUUGUGUUGUCAAUGUGAGGAUAAAGGUGAAUUCAUGGCGUUGAAACAUUAAAACUCCAAAAAAGAAAAAAAAAAAAGGACGUUUAUCUGAAUUUUUUUAAUGCUGAUACUAACUGAUGUAAUGUUUUUUUUUUGUGUGUGUGUGCUAGAGAUUGACCGGGUCCGAUGUUGGGGUGGGAGGGAUGUAGAACCUAUUAGUAGACUGUUUAUAUGGUUACUGUACUUACCUGUUCUUUUCUUUGUAUUAUAAUUUGUAAUUUUAUGUUGCUUUUUUUGAACUGAAAAUCUGAUGUAAUGAACUGAAUUCAUGGGACUGAAUCUUGACCUUUUUAUGGACAACAAAAUAAAAUCACUUACAUACAAAAACA